Coprinopsis cinerea okayama7#130 is the source of this 1026-nucleotide messenger RNA. RefSeq lists its product as hypothetical. The record is from RefSeq and is a predicted model, not a curated record. Bases 40 to 1026 code for a protein of 328 amino acids. The transcript has 6 exons. Gene Ontology annotation, biological process: regulation of DNA-templated transcription. Lineage: Eukaryota; Fungi; Basidiomycota; Agaricomycetes; Agaricales; Psathyrellaceae. Gene Ontology annotation, cellular component: Rpd3L-Expanded complex; nucleus; Rpd3L complex.
CUCACCAAUCAUCGCGCUCGCCGUCGACGUUCGAUACCCAUGGCCGCCAGUUCAACAGCGCUCGAAGAGGCGGCAUACAUUGCCUCUGAAUUCAUAUACAGCAUCGACAAUCUUCCCAACGAGGUGGCCCAUAUCCUAGCCGAGAUAAAACACAAGGAUACCAGAACACAGGAGCUGCAGAAUGAGAUAGACAAGGAUUCUGCUCGCUAUAUCCGACAUUCUUUACGAGCGACCGCGACGCCACUGCAAACGCCCACACCGAACGCCCGUGCGCCUUCACCCAAAUCCGCAGCCAUACCCGGGAAGAUCUCAGCCGCCUACGAAGAAAUCCAAGUCCUAGCUGGAGAAAAGGCGGAACUGGCCCAAAAGCUCAUCGAAAUCAUUCAACGGACGCGGACUCGCCUCGAUGUCGAGUUGAACAAGGUCCGCGUGCUUCAGGGCGAGCCUGUGGACUUUUUGGCGACGCCAGGCAAACCUGCCGCUUCGAACGAUGCGCUCAAGAACCCAGCGCUGGCGGUUACAGAGUCGCUGCGCAAUGCUUUGGCGUCGACGCCCCUAAGUCAGGCACCGUCCCCCCAGGCGUCGGCGGGUACAACUUCUGUAGCCGGAUCUAGUGCCAACAAACGUCGCAAAGUCGCUGCGGCUGCUAGCCCCUCCAUUAAAAUCCCUACUCGGUCGGCCAGUCCUACGGUCCAAGCUCCUGCUGCGCAGGCAUCGCAUCAACGGUCGAGACUGUCUAGACAGGUGCAUCCUCCAGUGCAGGACGAAGACGAAGACAUGGAUGCAGAGGGCGACGAAGAUGUCGGUGAGGAAGGGGAUGACGGGGAUGGUGACGACAGGCUUUAUUGCUACUGCCAGAAGCAGAGCUACGGCGACAUGAUUGCUUGCGACAACGAAGGAGAAUGUCCUUAUGAAUGGUUCCAUCUCACCUGUGUCAAUAUCAAGGGCCCCACACCCGAAAGGUGGUACUGCGACUACUGCAAAGACAAAAUCCCGCAGUCAACACGAAAGGGGAGGAAGAAGUAG